This is a messenger RNA of Ostreococcus lucimarinus CCE9901, 366 nucleotides long. RefSeq lists its product with no specific name. The record is from RefSeq and is a predicted model, not a curated record. Gene Ontology annotation, biological process: regulation of DNA-templated transcription. Gene Ontology annotation, molecular function: DNA-binding transcription factor activity. Bases 1 to 366 code for a protein of 121 amino acids. Lineage: Eukaryota; Viridiplantae; Chlorophyta; Mamiellophyceae; Mamiellales; Bathycoccaceae. The transcript has a single exon.
AUGGACGCGGCGGUGUACGUGAACGCGAAGCAGUACGACGCCAUCGUGCGGCGGCGGCAGAAGCGCGCGAGGGCGAACGCGACGAGGACGCCGGGCGUCGUCAACGCGAAACAUCCGUCGCGGUCGGCGCACGCGAAGAACAGGAUUCGCGGGAAGAAUGGGAAAUAUUUGACCCGCGAUGAAUUGCUGCGCGGGCUGGGGGGGCCCGAGGGACGGGCGCGCGCGGAGGCGCGCGAGCGAGAGAUCGCCGAGCGCGAGGCGAAGCGCGUCGAACGCGCCGCGGUGCGGGAAGCCACCAAGGCGCGCGCGCGCGCGCAGCGCGCCGCCGCCGACGCCGUGCGCGCGGCGAAAAAAUCUAGAAAGUGA